AUGGAAGAAAGUGAAAAUCAGACACCGGCGAACAAUAGCUUAUCAUUACUCACACAGAAAAAGCCUUCAAAGCACGAAGAACAAUUAUCUGCUUGGUGGCUGCUUGCUAUUACCGGUGCGGUUGUAGGAAUCUAUCUGCUCGUCUAUUGGAAUUGGGUGUCAAUGCCAAUAGCUCUGCGACGUGUGGAUGAAUCAACCUAUCCGGAUCGUUUCAUUGCAGAGGUGGCUAAGCAACACCUGUUUGAGAUGAGCAAUGUUGGUCCUCGAGUGGCUGGCAGUUACGCCAACGAAAUUAUCACUGUUCAAUUUCUCUUGCGGAUCAUCAAUGAAAUCAUCGCCGAAUCUAACCCGGCACACCGGAUUGAGUUGGAAGUGCAGCAAGCCUAUGGAAACAUGUUUCUGGACUACGAGAAGUAUCCACAGACGAGUGUAUAUCAAGGCAUCCAGAAUGUGGUUGCUCGUAUAGUUCCGUCACAGGGUAAGGAACCGGACAACUAUCUGAUGCUUAGCUCCCACUUUGACAGUGUGCCGCAGAGUCCCGGAGCAGGUGACGAUGGCACGAUGAGUGUCAUAAUGCUGGAGGUGUUGAGAAAGAUGUCACAAAACCCACAUCCAUAUAAUCAUGGUAUAGUGUUCGUAUUUAAUGGAUGCGAAGAGAAUACGCUUCAAGGUUCCCAUGCAUUUGUGACGCACCAUCGCUGGUUCGACAAGGUGCGUACGUUCAUCAACAUGGACGUUGCGGCAAAUGGGGGACGGGACAUCAUGUUUCAAGCCGGACCAAAGUAUUCGUUCCUUAUGAAAUAUUAUCGAGAUAACGUUCCUCAUCCAUACUGUACGGCUGUAGCGGAGGAGCUGUUCCAGGCGGAUCUGGUUCCGUCGGAAACGGAUUACUACGUGUACUCCAAGUACGGCAAAAUCCCAGGCAUGGAUUUCGCGCACAGUACCUGGGGCUAUCUCUAUCAUACGGCGUACGAUACGUACGACACCAUACCUAAUACAACACUACAGCACACAGGCGACAACGUGUUGGCCCUCGCGAAAGCGUUAGCCAACGCCGAGGAACUGUAUGACAUUCGUGAGCAUGAAGGUAGCAAAGCAGUAUUCUUUGAUUUUCUUCACUGGUUCCUGGUCUACUACCCAUUAUGGGCAUCGAUCUUACUCAACAUUGGUCUAUCUGUAAUUGCACUUUCGGCCAUCAUUUUAUCACUAUGGCUGUUGUCGCGAAACACAGAUCUCAGUCUCUGGCAGUUGCUGCUACAAGAUUUGACGGCCAUGGGUGUGGUUCUGCUGUCAAUUGUUGUCGGUGCUGGGCUGUCUUUGUUGCUCGCAGUCAUUUUAAAUGCCGUCGACUCGACGAUGGCUUGGUUCACGCAGACAUGGUUGAUCUUUGGGCUCUACAUUUGCCCUUUUCUUAUUGCAACAUGCAGUGGUCCAGUAUUAUAUAUUCACAUUGUUAAAAACAAUCGUCUGUCGCUGCAUGCGCGUGUUCAAUUGCUGCUUCAUGCAACUUGCGCUCUAUACGUGUUGAUACUGAUCGUUCUGACUGGCAUGAGCAUCCGAUCGGGCUAUCUAUUCACAAUGGCCAUCCUGUUCUACACCGUUACAACGUUGGUGAACGCGUUAUUCAAGCGGGCAUCCUUUUACUGGAUAUACGUACAUCUUGUAGGACAAAUCGCUCCGAUCGCAUACUUUAGCUCCGUUUCGCUCACCGCUUUUGGCACCUUCAUUCCAAUGCAAGGACGUGGUAACGCGGGUGCUAAUCCCGAGCUACUGAUCGCAUUGUUUGCUGUGCUAGUGGGACUUCUGGUGACAGGUUUUCUUACACCGUUAGUCGCUUUGACACGCAAAGGAUAUCUUUUUAUAAGUCUGAUUUUCGUUUUCUUCAUAAUUUCAAUCAUCGUAAUGGUAACCUCGGCCGGAUUUCCUUUCCGAGCUCACACCUCGCCAGAACGAUUUUAUAUCUACCAUUGUACGCGCGAGUUUUAUCAUCAGAAUGGAACACUUAGACGUCUCGAGGGUGGUUUCUACGUUCACCCUCAGGACCGGUACACAGGAGAUCUUAUCAGAGAGCUAGCGAUCAAGUCUAGUGCCAAUGCAGUACCGCUGGGCGAUCAGUGCGAAAAAGAACUGUAUUGCGGCAUUCCCUUUUAUCAAAACUCACAUCACGGACAGCGCGAAAAUGGUUUGUGGAUAAAAGACAAUACGUUUACCAUUCCCGAAACAAUUGAUCUACAGUAUAUUGGCAACCAGCAUGAUUCCAACCUGAGUACGACUACUUUCUACUUUACCGUGAAAGGAACAGAUCAUAUGAGUUUCUAUGUUUCGCCGGUAAGAGGAGUGCAGCUGGUUGACUGGAGCUUUAGUAAGGACAUUCCUCGUAGUGGAUUGUCCUGGAAUGGACAGGAUGUGCAUUACAUAAACUUCGUCCACGGAAUCGACGAUAAACCGCACGAGUUUUACAUUACCGUGCAAGGUUCAGCGAGCAAAUCGUCAGAGACAGGCUGGAAUUUUUACUUGAACGUCGUUGCGCAGUACAUGCACCAUGAGCAGUACCGUACGCGCGAAUUCCGCCAAUUUAUUGACCAGUUUCCUGACUAUGCACAUGUUGUUGCUUACCCGGCACAUCUCAUAAGCAAAAUUUUCUAA
Molecule: messenger RNA, 2646 nt
Organism: Anopheles maculipalpis
Lineage: Eukaryota; Metazoa; Arthropoda; Insecta; Diptera; Culicidae
Product: endoplasmic reticulum metallopeptidase 1-like
Exons: 5
Coding region: 1-2646 (881 amino acids)
Biological process (GO): proteolysis
Molecular function (GO): metalloexopeptidase activity
Source: RefSeq, a predicted model, not a curated record